AAAAAAGAGACCAAACCCUCCCUCCCCUCAUCCGCAUCGGCGCUCCCUUCCUCUAUCCCACGACGGCCUGCACCGGACGCAACGUGGGAUCCAACUCACGUCCAUGGAUUUGUCUCUCUACCUGGUGCUUCUCUCCAAAGGUCUUCCAUACCGCCGCGCCCCUCGCCCUCUACACUCCCCGCCUGCCAUUCCCUUGUGUCUCAUCCUUGGUAACGAUCGAUCGCCCUAAGCUCUAGAGCCGUGAAUCGGGUGCCCGAUGUGUCUUGACCCCGGAUGAUAACCUGCUCGCCAUGAGCCUCCCUUCUCCCCAGAAGAACGGCGGCAAUAUUGUCCCUCCUCCCAGGCAGAUCCGCUUCGUCUCGACAGAUGGGCAGCCUCAAACGAAACGGCGGCGAGUUAAUGCCGCGUGUCUGACCUGUCGCAAGCGCAAGAUACGCUGCUCAGGAGAGCAACCAGUGUGCAAAACAUGCUCCGAUUACAACCAUGCCUGUCAAGGGUACAGCGAGACGUCCACCCAUACCAGGUCGCAAUCCGAUGUCACUACAAGAAUCCCUACAAUUGCCUCUUUUCCAGCUCCCAAUGAUGCGAUGUCCUCUCGCGCCCCUCGAAAGGUCGCUAGUAGUUCCCCGGAUUAUGCACACCGAGCCCUAGUGCCACCCAGUGAUAAAGGCAAGCCAUCGGACGUGGGCAAGGCGUUGGAGUCGAAAGAGGCAUCUUUGCCACGGGACACCUCUUCGAGAGCUACGAAAGAACCUGAACAGCAGACCACGGGGGAAAGCCCGGAAAGUAGUCGCACAUCACUAAGCUCCAGCGCCCGCACACAUGUUCCCUACUUCAGAUACUUUGGACCGACGGCUAUUGUGCCUGGCUUCAAGCAGAUGGUCGUCCAGGUACGAGGUUCGCGCAAAAGCAAUCCGUCAUUGUCAUCAGAGUCGCUAUCUCCUCUCCGAAGCCCGAAAUAUCCAGUUGUCGGGCUAACCAACCUCAAUUCAUUGCCGGAUAGCCGUGAUAGCCGUGACUACAACACCAUCCCGUUCUAUGACCGCGAGGAUUCCCUUCCUGUCAGCAAUUUGGUGACACACCUUUGCGACUUGUUCUUCGUACAUCUCGGCUGCAGCUUCCCGUUCCUACAGCGGGAUAGAUUCUUCCGCGACCUGAAAGACAAGAAGGUGGAUACCAUGCUCGUGGAUGCUGUUUGUGCACUGUCGGCGAGGUUUUCUCCCCACCCUCUGCUGAGCCCGCCUCAAGCGCCAACGAUCGAUGGCUCCGAACCGCAAGUCGAUAUGAAAAAUUCCAACCGCGGGCAGCCGUUUGCCCAUAGAGCAAUGAGCACUCUGGUGUACUCACUCUCAUGCCCCACUCUUGCUGGUGUUCAAGCGUGCCUGCUGCUAGCUUAUGAGGAGUUCGGUUCGAACCACGAUAGCGGUCUCUGGAUGUAUCUGGGUAUAUCCAUACGGAUGGCCCAGGACCUUGGCAUGCAAAAGAUACAGGGGUUGGAAUUCAACUACGGCCUGAGCGGCGUGACCCCAAACGCAGUCAUGACUGGGCAGGCUGGGAAGCUGAGAGAUGAUCAGUAUGACGAGCCUGAGAUUUCUCCCAGUCCGACGAAGGACGUGCAAGAUAGCGAAGGCCGACGGGCUUGCGAACGCGAGAGAGUGGAUACCUUCUGGAGUAUCUUCUUCCUAGACCGGGUGAUAUCUUCCGGCACCGGAAGACCCGUGACCCUGCGUGACGAGGAUAUUGAAGUCUGCUUUCCGCUUCAGUCGGAAUCCCGAUUGCCCAAUGGCUGGCCAGCGCCGUUUCCUCCGCUCAUCCGCAUAAUCCACCUCUACGGCCGAGUGACGGAUCUGAUCAACGGGAUUCAAGACGUCAAUCAUGUAACAACAGAAACUUUGAAGAGGUUGGCUGGCAUGGAGAGCGACUUGACAGGUAUCUAUCAGCGUCUAUCCCCUAGACUGCAUUUCAAUGCGGCGAACUUCCAGGCGUACGUCAAGGCAAAGGAAGGGACGAAUUUCAUCCUGCUCCAUUUUUGGUUCCAUACCUUGAUCGUUCUACUCCACCAGCCCACGCUCCUCAAUUCGUUCGGUGGAACCAUCCAGCAUCUCUAUCCGAACAGCCGCGAACUAUCCAUGUCCUCGGCCAAAACUAUCGCCGAUAUCUUAUCAUUUUCAGAGCUCGUGGACGGGAAGAGUUUCAUUGGUAAUCCGUUUACAAGCCAGCCGAUGUACAUUGCGGCGUGCGCCUUUCUCAUGGAGAGCGCCUACUACUCUUCGCCUUCUUCCAGAUCUGGCUCGCCCCCCACCCAGGCGUUACUAACAAACCAAACGAGCGGUUUUGUGAUGCCGAACAUGGAUCCGUCGAACGGAGCGGAGCGGAAGCCUACCGCUAAACAUAUUCUCCUGGCAUCUGCAGCAAAGGAGAACUACCAGCGGUGCUACAAAGCUUUGAAGGCGCUUGAGACUUACUGGGAAGGUUCACGGUAUAUUCUUACGGUUCUAGAUCAAAAGGCCAAGGGGAUCGUCGAUCCCCUCCUAUAUACCGUGGAAGAAAUGGAGAACGCAGCCGAUGUGCCUCCGGUUCAACACUACACUGCGUCACAGUGGAGUGCCACCAAGGCGUCUGCAGGGGUGGUCUCCGAGGAAGACGAUGCGGCGGGCGUAGAUGCUUCAUUGGAUGGGAAGCGGUCGCCCAAGAUUGAUACGGGACAAGGUAAGUUUCUCUGCCAUCGCGGUCACAAGCAUGGGCUCAUCUCUUUCCAAGCUAUUGGUUGGGCUUUGACUGGUGCGACAAACUCGUCUCAACCCAACCUGAGUCUGCUGUAUCAAAUGCCUGCCCAGCCGGAGUCCGUGUCGGACAAGCCAACAUACUCAUCCCAGUAUAGCCAUAGCUAUCCCAACCUCCCGGUGCACUCCAGCGGGGGGCAGGACUCACACUCUUACCCACAGUCGCUGGAUCCGUCUAGGACCGCGGAGGCAACGCCCAGUGCGUCAAUGGCACCUGGCUCUGGAAGGUUUUCGCCCCUCGCGACCGCCGGACAGGUCACAGCUUCUGAUGCAAACCUGCUCCUUGGCUUGAACACAUCGUUCUCAAAUCCUAGCACCCGUCCACAAAACCAUCGACCUCCUUACGCCCAGAACCUUGCUUCGUCGACCAGGCUCGAACCUCAGGCCCCGGGUUUCAACUACAGCCUACCCGCCGCGAGCGAGCUCCAGCCCAACGGCAGUCAUAUGGGCCCGAGGACCCCAGGUCUUCAUCCUGGUGUUGAUAUCCACUCCAAUGACGUGUUUAUCGAGAGUCAAGACAUCGACAUGGCUACUCUCCAACAACAGGACCAGCUUCCGUUUGCGUUCAGCGGCGAAAUACUUCCAUGGCUGGAGUACCUGCCACAGGAUGUUCUCAACUACUUUGGGGAACACCAGAACUACCCGUUGAUGAGUCCCGAUGAUGAUGCAGCCCAGGCUCCUCAUUGAAAUGUCUGGCUGUGUGGACUUCACUUGACCGCUCGGCGGUCCUUGUUCAUUAUGAUUAGGUUGGAGGCAUUUCUAGCGCCCGGGGGCACCGGUCACUAUACCGCGAUGGAAAGUAGAGAGGCCCCAGUUCCAUGAUUAUUUGCGUAUUCCUUAAUGUCCCUGGGGGUGUUGCAUUAGCAUGAUUGUUCCUGUUUGUCUUUGUUCCUGGGUUCUUGCAUCAUAGGAGGCGGUCUGCAAUUUCAAUGCGUGUGAGCGUGAUCGUGAUCAAAUAUCCCUUAAUGACUGAUGUACUUGUACUUUGAAAGAAUUGGCCUGUGCCAUGGUUGGUUCUAUCUACCCGUUCCAGCUG
Molecule: messenger RNA, 3819 nt
Organism: Aspergillus heteromorphus CBS 117.55
Lineage: Eukaryota; Fungi; Ascomycota; Eurotiomycetes; Eurotiales; Aspergillaceae
Product: putative C6 transcription factor
Exons: 8
Coding region: 291-3470 (1059 amino acids)
Biological process (GO): DNA-templated transcription; regulation of DNA-templated transcription
Molecular function (GO): zinc ion binding; DNA binding; DNA-binding transcription factor activity, RNA polymerase II-specific
Source: RefSeq, a predicted model, not a curated record